GUGCGGGGCGGGCCCGGCCCGGCCUAUAUAUUGGGUUGGCGCCGGCGCCAGCUGAGAGCCGAGCGGUAGCGGGUCUGGCGAGGUUCCACACACCUGGAAGAAGAGAAUGUCAAGACGAAGUAGCCGUUUACAAGCUAAGCAGCAGCCCCAGCCCGGCCCGACGGAUUCCCCGCAAGAAAGCCAGAUAAUCCAGGCCAAGAGGAGGAAAACAGCCCAGGAUGUCAAAAAAGGAAAAGAGGAGGUCACCAAGAAACAUCAGUAUGAAAUUAGGAAUUGUUGGCCACCUGUAUUAUCCGGGGGGGUCAGUCCUUGCAUUAUCAUUGAAACACCCCACAAAGAAUUAGGAACAAGCGACUUCUCCAGAUUUACAAAUUAUAGAUUUAAAAAUCUUUUUAUUAAUCCAUCACCUUUGCCUGAUUUAAGCUGGGGAUGUUCAAAGGAGGUUUGGCUAAACAUGUUAAAAAAGGAAAGCAGAUAUGUUCAUGACAAGCAUUUUGAAGUUCUGCAUUCUGACUUGGAACCACAGAUGAGGUCAAUACUUCUAGACUGGCUUUUAGAGGUAUGUGAAGUAUACACACUUCACAGGGAAACAUUUUAUCUUGCACAAGACUUUUUUGACAGAUUUAUGUUGACACAAAAGGAUAUAAAUAAAAAUAUGCUUCAACUUAUUGGAAUUACCUCAUUAUUCAUUGCUUCCAAACUUGAGGAAAUCUACGCUCCUAAACUCCAAGAGUUUGCUUAUGUCACUGAUGGUGCUUGCAGUGAAGAGGACAUCUUAAGGAUGGAACUCAUUAUUUUAAAGGCUUUAAAAUGGGAACUUUGUCCUGUAACGAUCAUCUCCUGGCUGAAUCUCUUUCUCCAAGUUGAUGCGCUUAAAGAUGCUCCUAAAGUUCUUCUACCUCAGUAUUCUCAGGAAACAUUCAUUCAAAUAGCUCAGCUUUUAGAUCUGUGCAUUCUAGCCAUUGAUUCAUUAGAGUUCCAGUACAGAAUACUGGCUGCUGCUGCCUUGUGCCAUUUUACCUCCAUUGAAGUGGUUAAGAAGGCCUCAGGUUUAGAAUGGGACAACAUUUCAGAAUGUGUAGACUGGAUGGUGCCAUUUGUCAAUGUAGUAAAAAGUGCCAGUCCAGUGAAGCUGAAGACUUUUAAGAAGAUUCCUAUGGAAGACAGACAUAAUAUCCAGACACAUACAAAUUAUUUGGCUAUGCUGGAUGAAGUAAAUUAUAUAAGUACUUUCAGAAAAGGAGGACAGUUGUCACCAGUGUGCAAUGGAGGCAUUAUGACACCACCGAAGAGCACGGAAAAACCAUCAGGAAAACACUAAAGAAGUUAACUAGGCAACAAGUUGGAAUUCAUCAAGUACCAAGUGGAGUUUGAGUUAACUGAACUACUAGUUUUACAGGAAAAUGGUGCUGUGAUUAUCCUAGCCAACUCAAGUUACACUGCCAUUCUUUGACUUAAAAACUUAAAAUUGGCACUAAGGAAUAAAUUUAAUUAAUUCCUAUGUUAGCUGUUAAAGAAACAGCAGGACUUGUUUACAAAGAUGACUUCAUUCCCAGGAUAGAAGCCAGCCAUGAUUUAUGCCAUAAAAACUCUUUUUUUUUUAAAUCCAGCGAGACUAUGUUUAUCUUGAUAAACUAGGAAUUUUAUCAUUGAAGUUUCGGACUAGAUAAGUGCUUUAAGGUUAAAGGGUACAUUAAGUGAUAUAGUACUUUGAAUCUAGCUUUUAGAUUCUCAAAAUUCCUACACUCUUGACUAGUGCAAUUUGGUUCUUGAAAAUAAAAUUUAAACUUGUUUACAAAGGUUUAGUUUUGUAAUAAGGUGACUAAUUUAUCUAUAGCUGCUAUAGCAAGCUAUUAUAAAACUUGAAUUUCUACAAAUGGUGAAAUUUAAUUUGUUUUUUAAUUAGCUUAUUUGCCUUGCCAUAACACUUUUUAAUCAGUAAGACUUAGAGGAACCUGGUAUUUAACCCGUGCUCUAAACAGUGGGAGUACCAAAGAAAUUACAAACAAGAUAAAUGCUGUGGCUCCUUCUAUGUGGGGGCUUUGUUUGACAUAUAGGUUGCUUUAUAGUAACUUUUUUGUACAUCACAAUUUGGGUGAAAAACUUAAGUACCCUUUCAAACUAUUUAUAUGAAAAAGUCACUUUAUUACUCGAAGAUAUCCCUAAGGAUUUUUAAAAUUUAGUGUGACUAAGGCUUUAUUUAUGAUUGCAAAACUGUUAAGGUCCUUCUUAAAUUCCUACAUUAUAAGGGCAGUGUCAAAGUGAUAAAGCUUAACACUUGACCUAAACCUCUAUUUUCUUAAGGCAGAAGAAUAUUAAAUGUAUACUGAUUCCUAGAAAUCUAUUUAUUAAAAAAGAAAAAACUUGACACAAAAACUUGCUGUAUACAGGCUAGCUACUGCUCCAUAAAUAUUUUAAAUUAGUCUUUCUUAAGAAAAAAAGUCAGCCUCAAAAAGUAGACUUAAUUAAAAAACAAAUACUAGAUUGUUAGUUCAUCUUGUUACCAGACAUGUGAAUCUCUUCCUUCCUUCGAAGAAACUAUAAAUUUAAGCUAUUCUUAUGGUAUGAAGUUUUCUGUACAGUUUUUGUUUUUAAACUAAUAUUUCACCAUUUUAUCUGAAAAGAAAACACCACUAAGUAUGUAUAUAUGUAUUAUAUAAACUUAAUUUUUUAAUACUGUUUAUUUUUAGCCCAUUGUUUAAAAAAUAAAAGUUAAAAGAUUUUAACUAACUGCUUAAAAGUAAA
Molecule: messenger RNA, 2745 nt
Organism: Carlito syrichta (Philippine tarsier)
Lineage: Eukaryota; Metazoa; Chordata; Mammalia; Primates; Tarsiidae
Gene: CCNE2
Product: cyclin E2
Exons: 12
Coding region: 107-1321 (404 amino acids)
Biological process (GO): regulation of cyclin-dependent protein serine/threonine kinase activity; G1/S transition of mitotic cell cycle
Cellular component (GO): centrosome; nucleus; cyclin E2-CDK2 complex
Molecular function (GO): cyclin-dependent protein serine/threonine kinase regulator activity
Source: RefSeq, a predicted model, not a curated record